AUGUCAACUCAAGAUAAAGUUCUAAUGUUAGAGCGCUUACCUAGAUCGAUGAGGAAUAUGGAUAUCGAGAUGGGUACGACAAAUCCACUCAAUUCCUCAGCUUUUCAAAUAGAUCGAGACGUGCGUAUCGUGGUGCAUACGACAAAUCCACUCAAUCCCUCAGCUUCUCAAAUGGAUCGACACGGUCGUAUCGUGGUGAAUACGACAAAACCACUCAAUUCCUCAGCUUUUCAAAUGGAUCGAGACGUGCGUAUCGAGGUGAAUACGACAAAUCCACUCAAUCCCUCAGCUUCUCAAAUGGAUCGACACGGUCGUAUCGUGGUGAAUACGACAAAACCACUCAAUUCCUCAAGCCGACAUCUUGUUGUGUUUUUGCUGGCGUAUUGA
This is a messenger RNA of Adineta ricciae, 387 nucleotides long. The record is from the annotation of a GenBank genome assembly. NCBI's taxonomy places the organism in Eukaryota, Metazoa, Rotifera, Eurotatoria, Adinetida, Adinetidae.